Molecule: messenger RNA, 40025 nt
Organism: Coregonus sp. 'balchen'
Lineage: Eukaryota; Metazoa; Chordata; Actinopteri; Salmoniformes; Salmonidae
Source: the annotation of a GenBank genome assembly
AAACCAGGCGAUGAGGAAGAAGCUAAUUCUUUACUUCAAGAGGAGAAAUCAUGCUCGUAAGCAGUGGGUGAGUACAGAACAGUGUGCUUCUCUGCUGGGACUACUCUAUGACAGAUGGCUAGAUGUAAACUGGGCCAGGAGCUCGUUGAAGAGAGUCCGUGUUCCACAGACCAAAAUGAAAAGAGCUCUAGGCCCUUGUGCCUCUUCUUUAGUAACACUGUAGCAGUAGCUACUCCUAUGAAGUGUUGGACCACAGCUAUUAUGGCUUUUGAAAAAUGAAAGGUAAAAAUAAAAUAAAGGAGAUGUCUCUCUGUGAUUCAGCUCUCCCAGGACUUUCUUCUUCUCUGUCACAUCAAGUCUGCUUCCUGUCUGGUUAGGAGAUGGUAGAUGGUACAGGAGAUGCACCACUGCUCGCUCUGUGUGUGUGUGUCAGUGAUUGAGCAGGACCAAGGCAGCUGGCAGGGCUAUAAAUAAUCCUGCCAUCGAUCGUCCAGGCUCUGAUGUCAGAGUUAGGCAAACAUCCUCAAUCACCCGCCUUGACAGAAAAUCUUUACCACAAAUCAAGCCCUUACUUUUCCUGUGGAAUAUAUUUCCACAGGGAUACAUUAUGUGUAAGAAACAUGUUUCACAUCAGUAAAAUGACAUCCUCAACAAUGCAGGAGAAUUGUGAAUAAUUUAAUAGUUGCACAGUUACUCUAACCCUAACCCUAAAUGCAGAAACCAUAUCUAAACUGUAAUUUAUAGAGAGGCACACCUACCGCCCCAUAGCACUAGUUGACGGGCCAUGCGCUGCAGGGUCAUGGAUCCACUAGUCAUGGUGUGUAGUGUAAGUAGAGGUUCCAGGCGGGAGAGGGGAGCGAGGCAGAGUGCAAGCUGGAGAGACAUGGGCAGCUGUUUUAAGAGGCCUCAGAGGGCUGUGUCUCCUCCAGGGUUAAUGGUCUGCUUUACAGUCUGCCCUGCCGAACAGCUGGGAAAACAUGGCGCUCUGUUCUGGUCAUGACUCAAGGUUAGACUCAGUCCCUGCAGAAGCACAGCACAUCAUGCUGCAUGGAGCAAAAUAGGACACUAGUUGUAUUUUGGAGGAGUUGGUUAUAUGAAGUGUUUUUUUGCCCCUUCAGGAACAGAAGUUCUGCCAGCGCUAUGACCAGCUGAUGGAGGCCUGGGAGAAGAAGGUGGAGCGUAUUGAGAACAACCCCCGGCGCCGGGCCAAGGAGAACAAGGUGCGCGAGUACUACGAGAAACAGUUCCCUGAGAUCCGCAAGCAGAGAGAGCUGCAGGAGCGCAUGCAGAGGUGAGUCAAGGCCCGGGGCCUCCUGCUCCUGCAUAUAGUAGAUUGGGAUUCUAGUUUACUGUAUUUGUCAAACAUUAGAUAAUUGAUUCCAAUCGGUUAAAAAGUCUGAUUACGUUGAGUUGUUACUUGGUUACAGUAUGGAGGGAAGUGUUUGUGUAUGAUGUCAGAGAAGGAGGAGCUCAGUUCCUGUACAUGCAGUGUGUUGACAUGUCCUCUAUGUUCCCCUGGUGUGGAGCAGCCGGGUGGGGCAACGUGGAGGAGGACUGGCCUCGUCUGCAGCCCGCAGUGAACACGAGGUCUCUGAGAUCAUCGACGGCAUAUCAGAGCAAGAGGUGAGCUCUUCCAAAUCAAAUCAGGCAUUAUCUAUACAGCACAUUUCAGACAUGGAAUGCAACACAAUGUGCUUCACUGGAAAAAAACAAAUAAAAACAACUGAAAUAUUUACUCCACAACAAACAUAAGAGGAUAAAAAACAAAAGAAUAACAAUAAAAACUGAACGACUAAAAAGCACCCUAAGGAAAAGCGACGCUAAAAAGGUGUGUUUUGAGAUCUCUUUUAAAUAUGUCCACAGUUUCGGCACCCCUCAGGUUCUCUUGCAGGCUAUUCCAGAGGCUGGGGUCAUAGUAACUAUAGGCUGCCUCUUGGUCUUAGGCUUUGGGAUAGUUAAAAGGCCAGUGCCAGAGGACCUGAGGGACCUACUAAGUACAUAACUCAAAAGCAUGUCUGACAGGUAUUGGAGUGCACAAUUGUGGAUUGAUUUAAAAAACAAUAGAAGUAUCUUAAAAUGAAUUCUAAACUCACAGGCAGCUAGUGCAGAGACCUUAAAACCGGUGUAAUGUUUGCUCUCCGUCUGGUCUUGGUCAGUACCCGUGCUGCAGCAUUCUGUAUGUUUUGCAGUUGACCAAUGGCUUUCUUGGGUAGACCAGACAGGAGAGCAUUACAGUAGUCAAGCCUGCUUGUAAUAAAAGCAUGUAUGAGUCUUUCUGUAUCAGCCUGAGAGAGAAACGGCCGCACCUUGGCAAUGUUCCUCAGGUGGUAAUAAGCUGUUUUGGUCACAUUCCUAAUGUGUGAUUUGAAAUUGACUUCAGAAUCUAAAAUAAUACCUAGGUUUUUUUACCUGGUGUUAUCUUUAUUGCCCGUGAAUUAAAAUAUGCGGCCAGAUUCUCUUUCUGUGCUUUGGCUCCAACAAUAAGUACCUCGGUCUUGUCUUGAUUUAGCUGGAGGAAGUUGUGAGCCAUCCAAGUAUUUAAAUCACUAAUACAGUCUAAUAAUUUAUCCGUGGAACUAAAAUCCUCUGGUGACACAGAUGUAAAGUUGUAUAUCGUCUGCGUAGCAGUGAAAAUCAAUGCUGUGCUUUCUGAUAACACUGCCAAGGGGUAACCUAUAUAAACUGAACAGUACCGGACCCAAAAUUGAACCUUGUGGAACGCCACGUGAUAUGCAUUUUCUCUGAGUAUGUUCACCAAGGGUGCAAACUAUCGACCGGUUAAAUAGGUCCUAAACCAAUUUAGAACUGGACCGAAGAGGCCAACCCACCUCUCCAGUCUGUCCAAAAGGACAUCAUGGUCAACAGUGUCAAAUGCCGCACUUAAAGUACAAGGACAGUGAGCUGUUUGGCAUCUGUGUUGGCUCUAAGGUCAUUUACCACUUUAACUAAGGCUGUCUCUGUGCUGUGGUGGGCCCGAAAACCAGAUUGGAAUUGUUCAAAAAUACAGUUUGCACUUAAAAAAUAAUUUUGCUGUUUGAAAACCAAUUCCUCCAGAUUUUUGCUUAAGAAUGGAAGGUUGGAAAUUGGCAGAAAAUUGCUAAAAGCUGAAGAAUCUAGAUUACUUUUCUUCAGAAGGGGUUUCACCAUAGCAGUUUUUAGUGCAGGGCUGAAAGUGCCUGUGAACAGGGAGUGAUUAACAAUAGCUUGCACUUCUUCAGAUAUGCAAUGAAAAACUGUUUUGAAGGUGGUGGGGGAUAGGCUCAAGAAGGCAGGUAGAAGUCUUAUGUUGUGAUAUCACUUUCCUGAGCAUGUCUGUGUCAACCAGGGAAAAUAAAUCCAUACCGCCUUUGCGUGAUAGGCUAGGGCACAUAUCAAAGUUCUCAUCAGGUCUUGCUUGACUGAUACCCAGCCUAAUGUUUGUUAUCUUAUAUCUGAAAUAUGUCGCAAACUCAUCACAUUUAGAUGUGGAGGAAAGUUCACAAAGGUUUGCGGGGGUAGGAUUUAUCAGGCCAUCAAUUGUCGAGAAGAGCACACUCAAAUUAUUCUGAUUAUUAGUGAUCAAGUUGUUGUUAUACAGUGGGGAGAACAAGUAUUUGAUACACUGCCGAUUUUGCAGGUUUUCCUACUUACAAAGCAUGUAGAGGUCUGUAAUUUUUAUCAUAGGUACACUUCAACUGUGAGAGACGGAAUCUAAAACAAAAAUCCAGAAAAUCACAGUGUAUGAUUUUUAAGUAAUUAAUUUGUAUUUUAUUGCAUGACAUAAGUAUUUGAUACAUCAGAAAAGCAGAAUUUAAUAUUUGGUACAGAAACCUUUGUUUGCAAUUACAGAGAUCAUAUGUUUCCUGUAGGUCUUGACCAGGUUUGCACACACUGCAGCAGGGAUUUUGGCCCACUCCUCCAUACAGACCUUCUCCAGAUCCUGGGCAAUACGGACUUUCAGCUCCCUCCAAAGAUUUUCUAUUGGGUUCAGGUCUGGAGACUGGCUAGGCCACUCCAGGACCUUGAGAUGCUUCUUACGGAGCCACUCCUUAGUUGCCCUGGCUAUGUGUUUCGGGUCGUUGUCAUGCUGGAAGACCCAGCCACGACCCAUCUUCAAUGCUCUUACUGAGGGAAGGAGGUUGUUGGCCAAGAUCUCGCGAUACAUGGCCCCAUCCAUCCUCCCCUCAAUACGGUGCAGUCGUCCUGUCCCCUUUGCAGAAAAGCAUCCAAAAAGAAUGAUGUUUCCACCUCCAUGCUUCACGGUUGGGAUGGUGUUCUUGGGGUUGUACUCAUCCUUCUUCUUCCUCCAAACACGGCGAGUGGAGUUUGGACCAAAAAGCUAUAUUUUUGUCUCAUCAGACCACAUGACCUUCUCCCAUUCCUCCUCUGGAUCAUUCAGAUGGUCAUUGGCAAACUUCAGACGGGCCUGGACAUGCGCUGGCUUGAGCAGGGGGACUUUGCAUGCGCUGCAGGAUUUUAAUCCAUGACGGCGUAGUGUGUUACUAAUGGUUUUCUUUGAGACUAUGGUCCCAGCUCUCUUCAGGUCAUUGACCAGGUCCUGCCGUGUAGUUAUGGGCUGAUCCCUCACCUUCCUCAUGAUCAUUGAUGCCCCACGAGGUGAGAUCUUGCAUGGAGCCCCAGACCGAGGAUGAUUGACCGUCAUCUUGAACUUCUUCCAUUUUCUAAUAAUUGCGCCAACAGUUGUUGCCUUCUCACCAAGCUGCUUGCUUAUUGUCCUGUAGCCCAUCCCAGCCUUGUGCAGGUCUACAAUUUUAUCCCUGAUGUCCUUACACAGCUCUCUGGUCUUGGCCAUUGUGGAGAGGUUGGAGUCUGUUUGAUUGAGUGCGUGGACAGGUGUCUUUUAUACAGGUAACGAGUUCAAACAGGUGCAGUUAAUAAAGGUAAUGAGUGGAGAACAGGAGGGCUUCUUAAAGAAAAACUUACAGGUCUGUGAGAGCCGGAAUUCUUACUGGUUGGUAGGUGAUCAAAUACUUAUGUCAUGCAAUAAAAUGCAAAUUAAUUACUUAAAAAUCAUACAAUGUGAUUUUCUGGAUUUUUGUUUUAGAUUCGUCUCUCACAGUUGAAGUGUACCUAUGAUAAAAAUUACAGACCUCUACAUGCUUUGUAAGUAGGAAAACCUGCAAAAUCGGCAGUGUAUCAAAUACUUGUUCUCCCCACUGUAUAUGCCAAGUUGCUCUCUCAGAAUAUCAUAAUGGACCUGCAACUUUGACUUCCUCCACUUCCGCUCUGCCUUAUUGCAAUUUCUCUUCAAUUGAUUAGUUUCGUCACUCAUCCAAGGGGCUCUCCAUUUGGAUGUGGCCUUUUUCAACUUUACUGGAGUUAUGGCAUCAAUGGUUGCCCUUAAUUUGCUAUUAAAGUUAUCAACUAAAUCGUCACAAGGGGAAGGCAGAAUAGGUGAUGGAAUAUUGUUCAUACACUCAAUACAAUCUGUAGCAACUUCAGAGGUAAGAUAGUGUUUCAUAAUAAUGUGUUCAGCAUUACCCUGUGCUAUGGGCAACAAGGUAGUAAAAAAGACACAGUGAUAAUCAGAUGAAUUAACAUCAGCAAUAGAGAUGUCAAUAGAAAGCCCCUUGGUUAUAACCAGGUCCAGAGUAUGGCCACGGUUAUAGUAACAUGUUGGAUAAAGUCCAUAGAGCUCGAAAGAUUCAUUAAUUCAAUGGACUUGGAGUCAGUCUCUUUGCCAGCAUGAAUAUUAAAAUUGCCCAACACAAUGAUUUUAUCAUAGUUCUCAAGGAAAAUAGACAAAAGCUCUUACACUUCUUCACCUCCCUCUCUUCCUCUCCCGCCAUUGUCUCUCUCCUCUGGAUCAGUCAUUCCCCAGAUCUCUCCCUCUUUAGUGCCCUUUCUCUCACUCAUGAAUAUACAGUGUUCUUGUCAUGCCUGUUGCUUGACCCUCUCAAUCACCAAUGUCUGAAUGACAGUUACUGUAGCUGCAUAACACUUAUAACCAGUUCAGGAAGCAUGUGAUGAUGUGUGAUCCAGACAGAUACAGUGCCUUCAGAAAGUAUUCACAACCCUUGACAUUUUCCACAUUUUGUUAUGUUACAGUCCAAAUUUAAAAUGGAUUAAAUUAAGAUUUUGUUACGCUGGCCUACACACAAUACCGCCUAAUUGUCAGUGGAAUUAUGUUUUUAGAAUUUUUUACAAAUUAAUUAAAAAUGAAAACCUAAAAUGUCUUAUCCCUUUGAGCAUGGUGAAGUUAUUAAUUACACUUUGGAUGGUGUAUCAAUACAUCCAGACUAUAAAGAUACAGGCGUCCUUCCUAACUCAGUUGUCGGAGAGGAAGGAAACUGCUCAGGGAUUUCACCAUUAGGCCAAUGGUGACUUUAAAACACUUACAGAGUUUAAUGACUGUGAUGGGAGAAAACUGAGUAUGGAUCAACAACAUUGUAUUUACUCCACAAUACUAACAUAAAUGACAGCGUGAAAAGAAGGAAGCCUGUACAGAAUAAAAAAUAUUCCAAAACAUGCAUCCUGUUUGCAAUAAGACACUAAAGUAAAGCUGUAAAAAAUUUGGCAAAGAAAUUCUUCAUGUCCUGAAUACAAAUCGUUAUGUUUGGGCCAAAUCCAACACAUCACCGAGUAACACUCUUCAUAUUUUCAAGCAUGGUGGUGGCUGCAUCAUGUUAUGGGUAUGCUUGUCAUCGGCAAGAACUAGGGAGUUUUUUAGGAUAAAAAUAAAUGGAAUAGAGCUAAGCACAAGCAAAAUCCUAGAAGAAAACCUGGUUCAGUCUGGUUUCCAACAAACACUGGGAGACAAAUUCACCUUUCAGCAGGACAAUAACCUAAAACACAAGGCCAAAUAUACAAUCCAGAUGGGCAAAGCUCUUAGAGACUUAGCCAGAAAGACUCACAGCUGUAAUCGCUGUGAAAGGUGAUUCUAACAUGUAUUGACUCAGGGAUGUGAAUACUCAUUUGAGAUAUUUCUGUAUUUCAUUUUCAAUCAAUUUGAAUUUCUUUCAAAAAACAUGUUUUCACUUUAUCGUUAUGGGGUAAUGUGUGUAGAUGAGUCAGAAAAAUAUAUAUUUAAUAAAUUUUCAAUUCAGGCUGUAAUAAGUCAAGGAGUAUGAAUACUUUCUAAAUACAGAUAUUUACACAGACAGACAGACAGACAGACAGACAGACAGACAGACAGACAGACAGACAGACAGACAGACAGACAGACAGACAGACAGACAGACAGACAGACAGACAGACAGACAGACAGACAGACAGACAGACAGUAAAGAGACUAGCUCUGCCACUUGCACAACCGAUGAGUUUUAACUCUGCACAGUGGUUAGAGAUGUUAUUUCCUCUCUUCUCUACCCCAGUCACCCUCAUUCCUCCCUCUCUCCCUCCCCUCUGAAAGGCAUGCUGAGGAUAGAAGGGGGAGAGAUGUCAGCCACAGGGUCCCUGCUGUGAGUGUUCCACAGGACAAGCACUGGCUUGCGAAUAACAGGGCUAGUCAUUACACUGAGUACAGUACAGCGGCAGUGUUUCUCUGUAAGGUCAGCCCAGGCCCAAUCCGCUGUGGUGCCUUACAUCUGGAUACGAACUGGCUGCUCACCCUAGGCGUGCAGCGUCGCUCUCUUCCCCUCCUCCUCCCUGACCUCAAACUUCCUCUACAGCUCAUGACCUCUUACACACUUAACACAACACGACUGCUGCGCCUGUCUCACCACCGCUGCCUCUAUUCACUGUGUUUAUCUCUGCCUCCUGUAUUUGGAAAGCUCUGUUAUGGUGUACACUACAGCCUACUCACUCCAAUAAAUGUUGUCUGUUUGUCUGAUUGUGUGUGUGUUUACAUGUGUGUGCGGGUGCGUGUUUGUAUCAGAACACCGAGAAGCAAAUGCGUCAGCUGGCGGUCAUCCCUCCCAUGCUAUUUGACGCGGAGCAGCAGCGUAUCAAGUUCAUCAACAUGAACGGCCUGAUGGAUGACCCCAUGAAGGUGUACAAGGACCGGCAGUUGAUGAACAUGUGGAGCGAGCAGGAGAAGGACACCUUCCGUGAGAAGUAAGUCAUUCACGCAGUUGUAGAAAUAAAUGGCAUAGAAUGGCAGAACUGUGUGCUGUGCAGUAGUAGACAAAGAAUUGUUUUGUGUUUCUGAGAGCAGUGAGAAGUGGCAUGCAUGGUUGUUUGGUCAGACUGAGAUUGGAAUAGAAAUGUCUGUGACCUAUCCAAAGGUCCGGGAGUUGUUGAGGAAGUGAGUCUUCCCCCUUUGUGAGAAAUGAGAGGAUAUAUCAACCAGCCAAACGUUAACCACAGACAGAGAUCAGAGACUGUGAAUGCUGCCCCGGUGCAGAGAGAGAGAGAUGUGAUGCCUGCUGCUGCAGACUGCACGGUGAAGUGUCUUACCCUCUCAGCCUCAACGCUCUCAGCCUCAACCCUCAGUAAGAGAGAGUUGGGAGAGAUGUAAGCAAUGCUCAGUACUGGCUAUUUUAUCCUAUUGGGAUAUAAAGUAAUGUUAGGCAGGAUGCACUGAUAGAAGUAUGGUGAGGGAGCUGUAGGUUAGUGUGGAUAAGAGCAUUCUUUAGAUGAAUAAUAUAGAGUGAAAUAUCUCUGGAGAGAUGGAAGUGUGACUGUGAUGUGUCAUCACUGAUGGGAUGACACAUCAGUCUCCCAUCAGGCAAAGUACACAUGCGUCACUCACUCCACAAUUUACCUGCAUAUCAAAAGACACAGAGUGCCUAUAGAUAAUUCAUUUGAUAGAAAGUGUUGAAUAUUUAUCUCUGUCUGCUUUGUGCUCACAGGUUCAUCCAGCACCCAAAGAACUUUGGCCUGAUUGCUUCUUUCCUGGAGAGAAAGGUACAGUUUGGAAGAUCCUUCCCCCCUCACUCACAUGCACGUGGUAGACCCCAAGUCCUGACACCUGAGUAGUCAAAUCAAAUUUUAUUUGCCACAUGCGCCGAAUACAACAGGUGUAGACAUUACAGUGAAAUGCUUACUUACUAGCCCAUAACCAACAAUGCAGUAAAAAAAAAAAAGCAAAAUAAUUAAAGAGCAGCAGUAAAAUAACAGUAGGGAGGUUAUAUACAAGGGGUACCAGUACAGAGUCAAUGUGCGGGGGCACCGGUUAGUUGUGGUAAUUGAGGUAAUAUGUACAUGUGGGUAGAGUUAAAGUGACUAUGCAUAAAUAAUAAACAGAGUAGCAGCAGCGUAAAAGAGGGCCUUGGGGUUGGGGGGGUAGAAGCUGUUAAGAAGCCUUUUGGACCUAGACUUGGCGCUCCGGUACUGCUUGCCGUGCGGUAGCAGAGAGAACAGUCUAUGACUAGGGUGGCUGGAGUCUUUUAUAAUUUUUAGGGCCUUCCUCUGACACCACCUGGUAUAGAGGUCCUGAAUGGCAGGAAGCUUGGCCCCAGUGAUGUACUGGGCCAUACGCACUACCCUCUGUAGUGCCUUGCGGUCAGAGGCCGAGCAGUUGUCAUACCAGGUGGUGAUGCAACCAGUCAGGAUGCUCUUGAUGGUGCAGCUGUAUAACUUUUUGAGGAUCUGUGGACCCAUGCCAAAUAUUUUCAGUCUCCUGAGGGGGAAUAGGCUUUGUCGUGCCCUCUUCACCACUGUCUUGGUGUGUUUGGACCAUGAUAGUUUGUUGGUGAUGUGGACAUCAAGGAAAUUGAAGCUCUCACCCUGUUCCACUACAGCCCUGUCGAUGAGAAUGGGGGCGUGCUCAGUCCUCUUUUUUUUCCCUGUAGUCCACAAUCAUCUCCUUUGUCUUGUAUUGUCAUCCUGCUUGGGAGAUGAGGUCCGAGUAAUGUUGUGUUUUGUUUCAGACGGUGGCAGAGAGUGUCCUCUUCUACUACCUGACUAAAAAGAACGAGAACUACAAGAACAUUGUGCGCAGGAACUAUCGGCGCCGUGGCAGGAGCCAGGUACUGUACCUAGAACCUUACGGAACCUUACGGAACCUAACUGAACCACUUCAGGCAUUCUCAAGGUGAAGGACGGUUGUCAGUAGGACACUGGGUUGAGUACCACUUACAAUGAGAGGUAAAACACCCAUGGGGCUCUGUGAGCAGUGGGAUCAGUAGAGGAUCGGUCAUCAUGCAAGCAGCACACCAAUCAUGUUGGCACACUGCGCACCUUAGCACACAUGCACUCACUCGUGCAUCCACCCACACACACACACACACACACACACACACACACACACACCAUGCUACACACACACACACACACACACACACUCAUGCUACACACACAUCACAACUGCUGCUACCAGGCUCUUAUUAUACUAAUCAUCAAUUUAUACACUUGCCCCCUAUCCUCCUUUAAAUUGUGCCUUCCUGUAUUAUACAUAUGCUAAAAUUCUAUUCUACUGAGCCAUUUACUUUAUGUUCGUAUUCUUAUCUUUUAUUAUUUGUUAUUGUUGUUGCGUUGUCGAGAAGGAACCUGCAAGCAUUCAGUUGGACGAUUUAUACCCUACGUAUCCCGUACAUACGACUAAUAAAACUUGAACUUGAAUGUGACACCUGCCAUUGUGCCCCCCCCCUCAUGUCAGCACUAAUGGGUCCGUAUCGACGUUUUUUUUUUUUAACAGGUUGUUCCAUUGCUAAUGAUCUCCCAGCUAUUACUUAGGCCCAGAUCGGGUGUUAGGCAGUUAAACUCCAGCGGCGGUGCAGCGUGGUGGGCGCUAAUGAAAUGGUGCAUUAAUUAGCCAAUGACCUUUCCUGUGGGCGUCGGCCGGUUGGCAGUGUCUCUUCCAAAUCUCUCCCAGAGACACCUCCGAUUAUUACCUAGCUAGCUGACGUUCAGCUCAGCGCACAAACACCACAGGCCCGUUAACAGCACUGGGGCUAACGCUAAUAACACAGGGAGAGAAAGGGAGACAGAGGAGCGUAUGAGAGGGGGGAGGUAGAGAAGGAGAGGUACAGAAGGGGGGAGAGAGGGAGUCAACGAGUGAGAGAUUCGUAGAAAGAGUGAGAGGGAAUAGGGAGAGCAGAGUAAUGUCUCAACAGGACCACAACAGCUAACGUUAAUGGGUACAAGAGAGGGGUGAGCACAGAACAAUACGUAGUAAUAUCAACACAAAAGCUAAAGAGCGCCCAGCCUUAAUGAGUCUGUUUUCAUAUGUUGUAAAGCAAAGCAGACCAUAGAUAGCAGGCUUUUAGAUAUCACCUGCCUGAGCCUGACUCAUUUAAGACUCCUGUAAAUGGCUGUGUUUUUGUUGUUCGAUCUGUUUAGGCACAUGACACCAGGCUAAGAGAGAACAAAUGGAGAAAGUGAUAGUCUUUGGAGGUGAUUAGGCUGCUGUUUGUUGUCUCCAGGUUCCGAGUGGGGGAGGGAGAAAGACAAAGCUCUAACCAUGUUUAUCCACUGGUGGAUCACUCAGUGUUGUUAUUGAGUUAUGGCUUCUAUUUGUUGUUUUUUGUGUUGAGUUCAUCUUUGAGAGAGGGGACACACUCAAUCUAGUGACAUGGUUCAAAUGGAGUUAGGCUAUCUCUGUGAGAAUGGUCCAUUUUGAUGUGGCCUUCUCUCUGUCUUUUUGUGUUUCCUUGCCCAGAGCUAGAUGUAAUGACUAUGUUAUUAGAGUAGAGAUGAGAGGGAUUGAAUAGGCUUUACCUCUAGCUAGAAAUCCAUUUACAGUAGAAGUCGGAAGUUUACAUACACCUUAGCCAAAUAUAUUUAAACUCAGUUUUUCACAAUUUCUGACAUUUAAUCCUAGUAAAAAUUCCCUGUUUUAGGUGAGUUAGGAUCACCACUUUAUUUUAAGAAUGUGAAAUGUCAGAAUAAGAGUAGAGAGUGAUUUAUUUCAGCUUUUAUUUCUUUCAUCACAUUCCCAGUGGGUCAGAAGUUUACAUACACUAAAUUAGUAUUUGGUAGCAUUGCCUUUAAAUUGUUUAACUUGGGUCAAACGUUUCAGGUAGCCUUCCACAAGCUUCCCACAAUAAGUGGGGAAUUUUGGCCCAUUCCUCCUGACAGAGCUGGUGUAACUGAGUCAGGUUUGUAGGCCUCCUUGCUCGCACACGCCUUUUCAGUUCUGCCCACACAUUUUCUAUAGGAUUGAGGUCAGGGCUUUGUGAUGGCCACUCCAAUACCUUGACUUUCUUGAAUGCUUGGGGUCAUUGUCCAUUAGGAAGACCCAUUUGCGACCAAGCUUUAACUUCCUGACUGAUGUCUUGAGAUGUUGCUUCAAUAUAUCCACAUAAUUUUCCUUCCUCAUGAUGCCAUCUAUUUUGUGAAGUGCACCAGUCUCUCCUGCAGCAAAGCACCCCCACAGCAUGAUGCUGCCACCCCUGUGCUUCACAGUUGGGAUGGUGUUCUUCGGCUUGCAAGCUAUCCCCUUUUUCCUCCAAACAUAACGAUGGUCAUUAUGGCCAAACAGUUCUAUUUUUGUUUCAUCAGACCAGAGGACAUUUUUCCAAAAAGUAUGAUCUUUGUCCCCAUGUGCAGUUGCAAACCGUAGUCUGGCUUUUCUAUGGCGGUUUUGGAGCAGUGGCUUCUUCCUUGCUGAGCAGCCUUUCAGGUUAUGUCGUAUUGGACUCGUUUUACUGUGGAUAGAGAUACUUUUGUACCUGUUUCCUCCAGCAUCUUCACAAGGUCCUUUGCUGCUGUUCUGGGAUUGAUUUGCACUUUUCGCACCAAAGUACGUUCAUCUCUAGAAGACAGAAUGCGUCUCCUUCCUGAGCGGUAUGACGGCUGCGUGGUCCCAUGGUGUUUAUAGUUGCGUAAUAUUGUUUGUACAGAUGAACGUGGUACCUUCAGUCGUUUGGAAAUUGCUCCCAAAGAUGAACCAGACUUGUGGAGGUCUACAAUGUAUUUUCUGAGGUCUUGGCUGAUUUCUUUUGAUUUUCCCAUGAUGUCAAGCAGAGGCACUGAGUUUGAAGGUAGGCCUUGAAAUACAUCCACAGGCAUACCUCCAAUUGACUCAAAUGAUGUCAAUUAUAAUAUGCCAUUUAGCCUAUCAGAAGCUUCUAAAGCCAUGACAUCAUUUCCUGGAAUUUUCCAAGCUGUUUAAAGGCACAGUCAACUUAGUGUAUGUAAACUUCUGACCCACUGGAAUUGUGAUACAGUGAAUUAUAAGUGAAAUAAUCUGUUUGUAAACGAUUGUUGGAAAAAUUACUUGUCAUGCACAAAGUAGAUGUCCUAACCGACUUGCCAAAACUAUAGUUUGUUAACAAGACAUUUGUGGAGUGGUUGAAAAACAAGCUUUAAUGACUCCAACCUAAUUGUAUGUAAACUUCCGACUUCAACUGUACCUACAGUGCUUUUAGUAAACGACUAUUAACAUACAGCACAACUCCCAUAUACAGAGGGAACUGUGCUUUCCAAUGCAUGAUUAAGUGUAGUUACCACCAGUUAUACCAGUGUUAUUGGCCAGACUUUGGCGGUCUGCAGCAUUUCUUUCAUGAUAUGAACCCUCACCCUGAGCCCAGACAGACAGGAAGUGGAAGAGGAAGUGGUUCUAGGCACCAGAUGAAGGCAUAUGGGCUGUUUGUGUGGUGUACCUACUGGCAUGCAUGGCAGAAUGACCUCAACACAUACUACACGGCUCAUGUAUCUGUUUUUGUGUUUCUAUAUAGGUUCUUAUACAUGUUUUACAUGUGUUUACAUAUCCGUAAGUCACCAGGGAUCAUGUUUGUGACAAACUAAGUGUGUUGCCACCCCAACAGCAUGGCCAGCAGCAGCAGCAGCAGCAACAACCACAGGUGAACCGCAGCAGCCAGGAGGAGAAGGAGAAGGAGAAGGAGGAGAAGGAGAAGGAGAAGGAGAAGGAGAAGGAGAAAGAGAAGGAGAAGGACGGAGAGAGGGAUGAGGAGAAGACUGAGGGGGAAGACAAGGAGGAUGUAAUGAAGUGAGUCUGCUUGCCUUCUCUCGCUCUAAAUCAGGGGUGUCAAACUCAUUUUGCCCAGUGGGCCGCAUUCGGUCUUCAACGCACUGAAAAUGUGUUAUAUUUACUUGCUGUCGAAAUUAGCAGAAAAUAGCUCCCUGACUGUCUAGCUUUCAUUUCGGUGACUAUUAGCGAGCUGGACACAGUCAAGAAACUGUAUAAAUGUAGGUCCAUUAUCAUUUCUACACAGUUUUGAUUUGGUUUUAGUCAUUUUAAAGUAUAUUCAGUUCACCCCCCCCCCCCCCCCCCCCCCCCCCCCCCCCGCACUAAAUCAUGACACCCCUGCACUAAAUCAUGUCCGAAUUGGUCCAGGUCAGUUCAUUGGAAAUGGAGUGGGAGUUAGAUUUGGCUGCCCUGACUAGAUCUGGAAAGGUAAUCAUCAGAUGGAGCUUUUUUCAACCCUGACUAGUUACUCCUCCACCUUCACCCAGAAUUUCCAUCCAGUGAAACAUCUGUAUUUUCCCCCUUUUAAAAAACGGCUGUUUUCCUGUUUUUCUUCUCUAACUCCCAAGAGGCUACUUAAAGUCACAUUUGUAAGAUUCCUUACUUAUUUUCUUUCUUUUUCUGAUGGGGGUAAAAGUGGCAUGGUUAAAACACCAUUACUGUACUGUCUGUUGCUCCAAUAAUCCAGCUAGUCUCCUGAGCUUGGAGUCACUCCUACACAGUGAGAGUGUGUGCUGUGCAGGACACUGCCUUGCCCUGGCAUCUCCAUAGGGACAGUGCCAGUGUGAAGGAGAGGAGGAGGGUGAAAUCAGUCAAUGCUUCUGAACACUGCAAUCUGUGUGAGCAGAGCAGCGGAACAGAUGGAGCACUCACUCACUCACUGCAGUGUGUUGUUGACUCACAUGUUUCACAGGGAAGAACAGUGAAGGAUGGAGUUCUACCAUCAUGUCCAAUCUUCUAGCGUAGCUAAGCCCCCAGCUCUCUGAAUGGAAAUGGGGUUGGAUAGGUUGUUGUUCAGUGCUACUGACUGAUACAACAUUGAACAAGUGUUGCCGUGCCUGCCUGACAGUGUUGUUGAUCAUGAUUAAGCAUCUGCAAUGCUUCCAGUACCUGGGCUGAGGAGAGCAGGGAGGGGAGUCCCUGACUCCCACAACACCCCGGUUGGCACAGCUGGCACUUCUAUAUUUAGUGUGCCAGGCAGCAGGGCAGGUCCCCUCUAGAAGAUGAAUGAUGCCGGACCAGGGGGAAAUGAAUUGAAGAACACUGGCUACAAAAUCCCUGGCCUGUCAUGACACUGAUGGGAUAUAUUGCCUUGCUUGCGAAACUUAAAACGACUCUCUCCUGAGCCUCGAGUCAUUUGUGAGUGAAUGUGUGCGUACAUUUUUUUACCCAUAAACCUCUGCACUUUUUGUCAGGUUUUAAGUUAACAAACUCAACAGUACACGUGCUAUACAGCCCAGGCAGUGAGGAAGAGGAGGGUGCUGGUGGUGUGACUGACUGUGACUGACACGUUCUCCCUGCAGGGACGACACCUCUGGCGAGGACGGGGAGGACAAAGAGCCCACGGUGGCUUUCAAGGGUCGACGCACGGCCAACAGCCAGGGCCGCCGCAAGGGCCGCAUCACCCGCUCCAUGACCAGCGAGGUGGAGGAGACCGCCACACCGCCACUCAGCAGCGAACUCGGUACGUCUCACUCUACUGCUAUCGUCUACACUGCUGCCUGAUGUCUUUAACGGCGUGUUCACGCUCUUUAACACACGCUGCUGUUUUCACCUGCAAAGAGUUUCAUCACUAUGCUGUUAUUAGCUACACACCUCAUAAACCGAAGAGACAGGAUCUCUCUGGGAAAUAUUGAAUGGCUAUAUUUUGGCCAGAUUGGAGGUGUUUGAAUUAAACAUUUGGCCAGGAUACUGCUGAAGCGCAUCUGUUUAGUAGGUCCACCUGAUUUAAUUGAAACUGAGCAUGUGAACACAGAGUGUGGAUGGUUUUAUACCUGCUGGCUCUAGAACAGCCCUCCUAUCGAACAGCCCUCCCAUCAUCCUACAGUCUGUCUGUCUGUCAGUCUGGUCUGCUCUCAUUGCUGUGUGCUUAAUACCCUUGUUAUAUCCCACACCACAAGGGUGCACUGUGGCUCUCUUUCUCAAAACUCUUUUAAACACAUGCACCAAAACACAAUGAUAAUGGUCAUAAGAAUAAUACUUAAUGACAAAAUAUCCAUUAAGUCAGCAAUACUCCUGCCUCAGUUUUUAUUCCCUCUGCAGUUGGCAAGGCUGCCAUUACACACACACACACACACACACACACACACACACACACACACACACACACACACACACACACACACACACACACUGUAGCUGCAGGCGAUCAGAGUUUUGAUGUUUCAGCACUUUAGUUGGUUGUUUCUUCUGCUGUGGGUUAGUCCCAGGGAAUCUCCAGGUAGUCUGAGACAGCCAGAGGGGCUCUGUUCUGAUCAGCAGCUCAGGUCACUCUAAUUUCCUCAGUGUUACUGGGCUUGUUCCCCUUCCCCACCUCGCCUGCUGUUACUGUGCCCUCCACAGCCUUACUGAGAGGACACAACAGCACAGGAACUGCAGCUCUUCUCUGUUCUCCGCGCUUUCUCAUCUUCUACUCUGCCAGGGUAAGGCUGGCCUCUACCUUAGACAGGGAGAACAGCCUCUUAUGUCUAUAAUCAUUAACUGACUUUCUCCUGGGCUUCCUGCUUCCUACCUCUUAAACAAACAACCCCUGUUGACCGGCUCUACCGUGCUGCACCAGCAAGGAGCAAAGGCAACCCUGCCCCCUAGCUUUCUUCUCUCUCUCGCACUCUGCCUCUCCCUCUCUUUCUCAGUCACUAUCUCUCUCUCUCUCUCUCUCUCUCUCUCUCUGUGUGUUGGAUCCUCCCCUCCCCCUCCUGCCCGCCCCGCUCUCUAACGUGGUGCUUCUGCUUUUUUCCUUUCAGCCAAUCUGGAGAUGAAUGAGAGCUCUCGCUGGACUGAAGAGGAGAUGGAAACCGCCAAAAAAGGUAAAAAACUAAACCAAAAAACGAAUUACCUCUGUGUGUGAAAUACAACCCAGCAGCUCCAUUCAUUCAAAAGAAAAUGUUCCUUGUCAAAGACAAAGCCACCCGUAGGCUUGGCUGUGUUUUCUUUCCGAAAGCGGUGACAAAUGCCUGUGACUUCCUGUGAGAUAGGCUAGGCUGCUGCCACGUGCUGCUGGGUCCUGUCUGUCUGCAGCGCUGUGUGGGGCUCCACUCUGCUGCUCCGCUGCCUGACUCAGGGCCGUGUCCUACACUCCUGCCAUGGCCGUUUAUGAAGCCUGCUGUAAAAGUCCCACCCUCUUGUCCCUGGCUAAAACAGAUUCAACUGCAGGAGUUGGUUAACUCUUUAACAUGGCCUGUUUGUCUUUGACUGAAGAUUAAGCUGGCCACGCCUGGGCGGUUUUCCAACUGUGGGUCCUGCAGACCGAAGACGACCGUGGGUUUUGCCUGUCUGUUUGCUGUAGCACAGUUGGCGUUGUGUUGCAUGCACUGCUCACAGCUCAGUCUACAGCCUAGUCAGUGAUGGGGCAGACCUUUCCGUUUCUGCCAGUGACCCCCUUCUGGAGAGGGAUUUCCAUUUGGUGUAUUACACAGGAUUUGUUGAUCUUUCCAAUUUUUCAAAUGUUUGGGAUUUUCUCUGAGUAUUUAAGCCUAUUAGAGACAUUGUAUAUGUCUAGUGGAUAUUUUCACUUUGCUUGUGUUAUGUGUUUUUGAGAUCGUUGCUUGAAAUGCUAUGACCAGCCAAUGCUAGACCACUGUGCUGUACUUGUUAUUAUAAUGGAAAGAUAAGAAGAUAUAAAUGAGUGCUCUUGUCUAUUUCAUGUUUGGGUGUGAAAAUGAUUGUUUGUAACCUCGGGUACCGUUUGCAUAGCUGACAAAAUGUGGUUUCUCUGUGAGCCUUAGUUCUUGUUUUGUGGCCAUGUUUCGAUGAAGGGGCAUAGAUUCUCUUAUGAUUUUCAGUUCUGUUAAUGACUAAUACCGGUCUUCUAAUCUAGCAGAACAGUAGCCUAUCUGUUGUGUAAUCCUGAUUUUAAUCAGAAAGUUCCUGUAUCACCAUGAAUGUGCUAGUGAAGGCAGAAGUCUGUUACAGCAGAUACCCUGUCUGUCUGUCAGUCUUGUACUGGGUGAUAUAUCUCCUGCUGCAGACUCAGUCUCGGGGGGCUGUUGUGAUGACUGGCGCUGGCCCUUGGAACAUGGCCCUGCGUAGUAAUCCUGGUUAAUGUCUUCAACUCCAUUCUCCUGCAGUUGGAUUAGUGGGCUGCUCCAUCCCAGGGGAUUAGUCCUGCAGCCCGGUGGGAGCUGGGCUUCUAUGAGGGCUUAUAUAACCACAACCACAGGGCCCCAAUCUGGGGGGGGUGUAUUGCCUCCCCUCCCUCUGCCCGCCAUUUCUCAUCUGCCAGUAACCAUGAGUGAUACCCAUGCCUGCCAAAAAGGGCUUCCCCCUCCAUGGCUCCUCAUGUAGGCUAGCCCAGUAGCCCACCUGUCCCCAGCCCCGCUCCCCUAACCCUGGCCUGAGUACUCUGCCAGCUCGGCAGUCAAGAUGCACAUACCACUUCCAGGAGCUUGACCUGUAUAUGUUUUAAAAAGGCUUACACCUCCUCAUGCUAAUGUGUUUAUCCCAUCUUGCUAAAAAGAUAAUGGCAUUUAUAGCACCUGUCAGGCGAUCAACAUUUCGCCAUGGCCGCACUCUGAUGGAUUACCACUGUGUUCUCUGGUCAUAAAGCCUGGCAUCUUUAACAAGGGAUAACGUCUUGUGUCUUUCUUCUCUGUAUAUCCCUGUGUGCUUGUGUGUGUGUAGUUAAGGUAGGCUGUGGGGGGAGCAGAGCAGGAGUGCUCAGCGAUAAGAGCUGUGUGUGUGUGCUCCUUGGCUAGCAUUUAUGUAAGUGCUCUAAUCUGGCGGGCUUUGCUUGGGCACAGUGAGUCAGCCAGGCAGCUGGAUAAUCGUCUCCCUCCCUCCCACCACGCCUGCUGUAGUGUACAGUACUGUACAGGUCCAUUUAAAGGAGCAGCAGGUAGAGCUGGCUCUCUGUGUUCUUCUGUGCUGUUGGAGUGGAUCAGGCCACAGGAUUCUCCCCCCUUCCUCUCCUCUCAUUCUCUCACUCCUUUACUCCUUCACUCUCUCUCUCGCUCUCUCUCUCUCGCUCGCUCUCUCUCUCUCGCUCUCUCUCGCUCUCUCGCUCUCUCUCUCGCUCUCUCGCUCUCUCUCUUUCUCUUCCUCUUCUCUCCUCUGGGCUCCCAGUCAGUGUAUGCUGAGAUGGGAAAUGGCAAAGGCCCUGAUUGGCAGUAGCUGUGGAAGAAGCAUCUCUCCCUCUCUCCCCCACUCUUUUUUAUUUUCGCUCUCCCCCACUCUCUUUUUAUUAUUUUUGCUCUCUCCCCGUCUCGGUGUUGUUAUAGACUGGAGAGGGGUCACAUUCAAGAUGAAAAGCAGGUCAGUCAGGAAAAAUGUGAAACCCUUUAUGCUUUCUCAUGGGAUCAUCAACUCCCUCUUUCUCUUCCUUUCCUCCAUUGUCCCUCUAGCUCAAUUCCCCUGUUCUCUUUUGCGCACUCCCUCUCUCUCUUCUCUGUUUACCCUCGGACUAGCUGGGUUAGUGAGAGGGAGAGAGAGAGGACGAGGGCGAGAGAGAGGUUGAGUGAAUGUGUACUAGUGCAUGCGUUUGUGUGUGUGUUUAUGUGGAUGUCUGUGUGUGCAGCGCUGCCUGCUUGCUGAAUGAGUGGGAGGGGGGGUGAGUGAGGGGGUAAACAGGGAGAGAUGGAGGAGAGAUCAGAUGAGGGGGGAGAGAGGCUGAGCACGUAGCACCGCCCCACAGUCCCACUUUCCUCUGAAAGUCCUCCCAGACGGCAGCCAUUGGGGAAAGACACGGCUGAGAGCAACAGACUAGUCCUGACAGAGAGAGCGUGUGGGGGGACAAAGGGCGAUCAAAGAAAAAGCGAGGGAGAGGCAGGGAGCGGAGUAUGUGCUGUUUGGAGUAUGUCAACCUGACACCGGCUCCAGUAUCAGGCCAGCAGGAGGAGGGGUGUGGAGGCUGAGCUGUAGCCUAGCUGUUUUCUUUCUCUGCCUCUCCGGAGUGGAGUCACCGGGAAGCCCAGCCUGGACAGGCUCCAUCCCUGCCUGCCUUCACGGAGAUCAGACGGCCGAUAGCGUGAUACAGACCAGGGACACAAGGGACGGUUGGAGUGACAGGCACGUGAGAAUGGGGACACUCACUCCCCGGCCCAGGCUAGGUGUUGAUUGGGCCGUAGGUGGGAGGAGUUUAAGGAAAUGGAUGGUCAUGAUUGGUUGAGGGAGUUUGCCACCUGCUCUAGUUGAGCAGCAGCUGAUUAUUGGGAUACUGCUUAAUCUUAUGUGUUGCUCCACCGGCCGGGACCGGAGGCUAAUGGAUCUAGAGCUGCUUGGGAUUGUUCCUGUGCUCUGGUUAAACUGAAUGGACUGGAUCUGUGAGAGGGAGUCGUAACAAAGUGACCCUUGACUUUCAGUGAAUGAAUUGCAGUGUUAUUGCUUCAGGUUCACAGGGUAGAGCAAAGUGUCUGCGUGUGUGCGUGUAUGUGAGUAUGUGUGUGUGGUGUGACACGUAGCAGGGUGUCUGGCUGGACUUGUAUGCUCUGGGCUGUCUCCCUCCCCCUCAGGAGAAGGCUGUAAAAGGUUAAUAGAUGUUAAUCACGUGUUCCUCUCUCUCUUGAAAUGAGCCCGGCCGACCGGCUCUGUCCCUUUCUCUCUCUCCUUCUCUCACAUUUCUCCUGCUCUGCCUUUCAUGCCUGUAAUGAAUAUUUCAAAUGAAAUACCCAGUUUAUUUUUUAACACUUGACGGGUUGUACACGCACAAAGGUCCUGAGAGGGAAUAUGACAGCCAAGACUUGGACUGAGGCCAUGUUUGCGUGUAUAUGGGUAAUCUCAUGGUAACAUGCUCACACUUUCUACUUUCUAUUCCAUGAAGUGUUAUUAUUGCUCAUAUUUCCGGAGGGUGUUGUAAUCUGUAUUUGCUACACUUGUGGUUUAGGUGCUAUAUCUAAUCUGUAGUAACCUUUAGUUGGGUAAAUAAAUUAAAGAUGGAUAUGAGAUAGGAGCUGCAGGCUGGGUGUUUUGUAAAGACUUAUCGUGUGGUUGUUUUUAGAUUGUUGUCCCACUGCAUCCAUUUGGAGGUGAUAUCUUGGGACCUAUGAACCUACGUCCCAAGGUUGUCGUCCCAGGAGGUUGUUGGGUCCAUGUUCACUGAUAACGGACCGCAACCUGGCCCAUGAGUCUGUCCUCAUGCCAGAAGCUGUCAGGCUGGCACAGGAAACGAGUGGGCGGUGUAAGCUCCUUACAGCUCCUACGGUUAAUGAGCUGUCCUUAGCUUACUGGAGACUCUGAAACACACACAUUGGGCUUGUUCAACAUUGCAGCUGCCGUUGCAGGUGACUGCCGACUGACUGAUCUACAAAUCACCUUGCAUCAUAAAUAACUACUCAUUGUUAUUUGUAGAUCAGUCAGUCAUAAUUUAUCCACAAUGCAUCACGGAUGCAGUCAACUCGAACACGCUCUUUCUCUCUCUCUCUUUUUCUUGCUCACAGUCUCUCUCUAUCUCUCUCUCUCACACACACACACACACACACACACACACACACACACACACACACACACACACACACACACCAGCAGCAGCAGGAGUGGUGUGUCCCAUGACAGGUUGAUCUAUCCCAGGCAGCUCUGGGCCCAGCAGGGCUUCCAGACUCUUGUGUAAGACGCUAUCAUGUGGUUAACUGGGUAAAGGACCAGUCUUUCCUAGAACUGGGUGACUUCAAAGUUUCACAUAAUGUGACAGAGAAUGACCCCAGCCCAGUGGUGACAAUUAGUGAUGUCAUUAGUUAGAUUGACAGGACAGGUUCAGCUAAGAACAGCACAUGGCACUGAGCCACACUGCUGAGUAUUAGUGUCUGUCUGUUCAUUUUGGAUUGGUAUGAUUAUGCAGUUUGACAAAAUUGAGCUGGAGAGGGAUAAGAUCUCGGACUCGACGGACAGAUGUUUAUUGACAUUCUUCAUGUAAUUAAUUGGAUGUAAAUUAUUAUUCUAUGUAACGAAAGUCUUUGGUUGUCUGCCUGUGCUGUAGUCUAAUCCCCAUCCAUGUUAAUUCCAGGUCUUCUCCAGUAUGGUAGGAAUUGGUCGGCCAUCGCCAAGAUGGUGGGCUCCAAAACUGUGUCACAGUGCAAGAACUUCUACUUCAACUACAAGAAAAGGCAGAAACUGGAUGAGAUUCUGCAGCAGCAUAAAAUGAAAUCGGUAAUGUCUUGUCUUUCAUUCUAGAACACUUAUAUCAAGGAAUGGCAACGUUUUGAAGGCCCUCGGAUCAAUUUCCCCCCAAAAAUACAAUGUAUUUUUAUUUUAUUUUUAGGGAACUGUUAUGAGUUAGAAUAGUAGAAUAUACAAGGUGAAAUUUAGAAAUUGGGUUGGGCAUCAGCAGUUUUUCUCUUGUUAUGUCAGUCACUGAUAGUCAGUCAAUUAGCCCAUGUCAGCUAAAUUGUUUUAGAUUUCUAAAUUAGAUUAGCGGCCAGCUAUCUAAACUUGUUAUCGUCGAAUAUUUGGGAAAGGACUCGUAAAGAAGCAUUUCACGGUUUCAGAAUUGAAAAAUGUAUUUUUUUUAAUCUCCGCUUUCAAGAGGGGGGACACUAAAAUGUUUGGCUCGCAAUGUGGAUGAGACCCGCGAGCAACUGCUGCCCCUCAUGAUGAGUUCCAAUUUAUUCUGGCCCCCACACCAAUCAUAGUCGCCCAUCCCUGAGUUAAAUGAUCAACUUGAAAGAGAACCUAUAGUCUGAGCUAAGUAAAGCACCAAGCAGGCAGUUUCUCUGAGUGCCAGACAGCAGUAGGCACAUUUACCUUGUGGUUAUCAGUGUGUUCUUCCCAGGCUGCGGUAUUUAGUGUGUGUUGGUUUUCACCCAGGAGAGAGAGCGUAAGGCGCGUCGUAAAGGCAAAGCCCUACAAAGUGAAGAGGCCAGCGCCCCGUCUGCUGCCGAGGAAGAGGAGAUGGAGGGCUCCGGGGCCAGCGGCAACGAGGAGGAGGCCCCCGAGGAUGGAGAAGGUAGGAACACACGCACACACACACUACAAUAAUCAACGUCAGAGAGCACAGGGACCCCAUUGUCAGUAUACUAACCGUCUAUAAGCACUGUCAGCAUACGCAAACUCGCAAUCACUCAUUCACAUGGACUGAUCAGAAAACAGCCAUGAACACUUUAUGUUAAGACUAGUUUAUGAAACCAUUUUCAAUCAAUUUGAAGGUAAUUAAGUGCAAUAUGGACUUAUAACAGCAUCACAAGAAUGUCUGUGUAGAACAUGGAAUUGGAUGUGAUUCUGAGAAUAGAAAGACUUCAAUCAUCAAAAUAUGAGGUUCUGACCACGUAUGGGAAUUAGAAGCAUAUAGUUAAGACAUGAAUUAGAUACAUUAUUUAAAUAGUUGUUUGCUCUGUAGAAAACAUUUACAGAAGCGGUCUACCUAGCGAAAUCUGAGUUUUUGUAAAUUAUAGAAUCUUAUUUUGUACCCUGUCUGAUAACUCAUAUUAUUGGUCAACUCAUUUAAAUACCCUGGGUUGAUAAUGGACCGUCAACUCACUUUAGACCAAAUUCACAAUACUGUUUACUGUUAUGGCUCGUCAUUCUCGUAACCAUGGAGAACAGAAUAGACCCCUGGGAAUAAUGUACAGUAGUAGUUUGUUGAUACACCAUCACCUAUAGUCUGUUACCACAAUAGAGCUGGGAAGCCCCAGGGGUUUUCCUCCAUCAUCACAAUUGGUUUUCUGUUCUCCCUCAUUGUACAGUGAAACCUGAUUAGGUGUAAAAGUGGCACUUGAUAAAUCUGGUUUCAGAGAAAGAAGGGGCACCAGAGAGGGGGAGAUGGAGAGAGGGAUCGAAGUGAAAGAGGACAAGAGGAUGUAACAUGAUUUACUGUAGGUUACUACCCAGCCAGGCAGCCCAUAAAAGAUAUGCUGUCUUCCCUUUGUCGCUCUUGCUCUCUCUCGCUUUCUCUUGCUGUCUCUCUGUCUCUCCUUCUCUCUCUCCUGUACCAGGUGGUGCUAACAACAGCUCGGACACAGAGAGCCUGCCCUCUCCGCGCUCUGAGGACAGCAAGGCUAAAGAGGAGGGUGGCGGUAGGGCCAAGGCUGGCUCCAACCCUGAGGACAAGGAGGCCUCAGGCUCCCACAUGGUCCAGGGAGGAGAUGAAAAGCCCCCGGGAGAUGGGGACAAAGCCAUCAAGCAGGAGGUGAAGACUGAGGCAGGGGAGGGUAGCAAGGAGCUGCCCAGUGAAUCCACAGACCGAGACCGGAAGCCCCCCACUGCAGAGGCAGAGGAGGGCAAGAGCUCUUCCAAGAGCUCCAAGAGGGACCACGAGCCCAAGACGGGCUCCCACGCAGACAGUGACUCUAGCGCCACCUGCAGCGCUGACGAGGUGGAGGAGUCAGAGAACACCGAGAAGAACAGGUGGGGGCUCAGGGCUGUGUGGAGGGGUUGCAGGUGGGGGCUUAGGGCUGGGUGGAAGGGUUGCAGGUGGGGUCUCGGGGCUGGGUGGAGGGGUUGCAGGUGGAGGCUUAGGGCUGGUUGGAGGAGUUGCAGGUGGGGGUUAGGGCUGGUUGGAGGAGUUGCAGGUGGGGGCUCAGGGCUGGGUGGAGGAGUUGCAGGUAGGGGCUCGGGGCUGGGUGGAGGGGUUGUAUUGAUCCAGACCAUCCCAAACAUGCUCAAUGGGUGAAAUGUCUAGUGAGUAUGCAGGCCUUGGAAGAGCUGGAACAUUUUCAGCUUUGUUUCAGAACAUUCAAUACUCUGGAAACAGCUCUGGUUGACAUUCCUGCAGUCAGCAUGCCAAUUGCACGCUCCCUCAAAACUUGAGACAUCUGUGGCAUUGUUGUGUGACAAAACUGCACAUUUUAGAGUGGCAUUUUAUUGUCCCCGGCAGAAGGAGCACCUGUGUAAUGAUCAUGCUGUUUAAUCAGCUUCUUGAUAUGCCACAUCUGUCGUGUGGAUGAAUUAUUUUGGCAAAGGACAAAUGCUCACUAACAGGGAUGUAAACACAUUUGUGCACCUCAUUUGAGAGAAGUAAGCUUUUUGUGCAUAUGGAACAUUUCUGGGAUCUUUUAUUUCAGCUCAUGAAACAUGGGACCAACACUUUCCAUGUUGCGUUUAUAUUUUUGUUCAGUGUAUUACCCUUAAAACCACUACUACUAGUUUGAAUGCUGUAGCUCAAUUGACCCGUUAGCAAUCGCCUAUAUUCACAGAUUUCACAUUUCUCUUCACAUUCAAACUUCACAUUUUUACAGUAUAGGCAAUUUACCGUCAUUAUCUAUAUCAGUAAAAUGUCCUCUAAAUGGUCAGUUCGGUCGGUGUUGAUCAUUUUUGGUUUAUUGUCCCAGUUCUAAUAUGUGUGUGUGUGUGUGUGUGUGUGCUUCUGUGUGAGUGUGUGCGUGCCUGCAGACGCAAUGUGUGUGUCAAAGAUGUGGGCUGACGGGAGUGGUGAUUCGUCCUGCAGUGUAUUUGCAGGGUAUUUGUUCAGUUUUUUCCAUGACAGCAGACUGCAUGUAUUGGCAGAGCCUAGGGGAACGUUGCCCUCUAUGCCAAAGCAAACAAUGGGAGGGAGUGCGUGUGUGUGUGUGCGCCCCAGUUUCUCUCAUUGUGUGUGUGUGUGUGUGUGGGGGGGGGGGGGGGGGGGGUGGGGGGGGGGGGGGGGGGGUGUUCGUGUGUGUUCCAGAGUAUCUGUGUGUGUUUCUAUGUGUGUAUCUGCGAGUAGGGGAUGGGUGGUUGGGUAUGUGGGACGGAAACGCAGUCAGAACCUCUGCUCUCUUUGUGUUUUCAUAGUGCGAGGUUCUGCUCAGGGUCAAUCCGUGUUUAUGGGAAAAGUAAAUAAGAGAAACCCGGCUAUGGCCAUAUUAAGGAAUGUGUGGUACAUCCAUUGGCAGACUACUGAAUGGGAAAGUGUGUUCUAGUUACCUCUCUCUCCGUCUCAUUCUUUCUCUCUCACUCUCUCUCUUCCUCACUCUUUCUCCCUCAUUCUUUCUCUCCCUCUUUCCUCCCUCCCUGCUCCUCCCCUUCGCUCUCUCUCUCUUUCCUUCUUCCUCCUCCCCUGCCUUCCCUCCCUCUGUCUCUCUCUCUCUCAAGAUUGACGUCCCCAAGCCGUCCCAGCCUGCUAAACUAUGCUCAUGAUGGAGUCAUCUCCUCCCCCCUGCAGAAGCCCAUGGACCUGAAACAGCUCAAACAGAGGGCUGCAGCCAUCCCCCCUAUUGUGAGUCUUACCAUUUAACCCCUCGUCUCUUUACACAAUGUCACCAGGGCUGCAACCUGCAUCUUAGUCGUCUCCAUCCUUGGAGAGCGGAUGAGAGCCAGCCAGGUAUACGGUCACAUAUAAAUCCUUAGAUAAGUCCAGUCUGGUCAUUCUACCCCCUGUCUGUAGUAUUAAGGCCAUCCCUCCUGUAAUGACAAUAUUGCUGCUUCCACAGAUAACAACAUGGUGGGUAAAAUGAUAAAGACAUAUUUGUAUUAGAUAAGCAGGCCAUCUGGAGCAGAUGGGAUAGAUUGACCCAGAGGAGGAAUAAGAUGCCAGGCAUUAAGGAAAAGAAUAAGAGGAACAGGGUCAUUCAAUGUGUAUCAGUUGCUCACCAUGCAUCUCUCUCUUGUGUGUGCAGAUGCCCCAGAUGCCGGAGGGUGGUCCACGGGGUGGGGGUGGUAAGGCCGUGCUGCCCCCCCAUGCCCUGGCUCUCUACCAGCAGCAGAUCACCAUGGCCCACGGAGAGUCCUCCCAGGAGGCCAAGCAGCAGCAGCAUGCAGGUCAGCCCAGCAAACAGCACCCCUACCCAGCACAGGGAGACAGAGACCCCCACAACAUCAGCAGCCCCCGCAUCCGCCCACGCAGCCCCUCCACCAGCGACAAGGACGGUAUGAACACCAGCCCUCUCUCUCGCUCUCUCCAGCUCCUCUAAUCCUUCUGCUCAGUCUAAACACAUCUCCCUCCUAUUUAAAUUGUAAUUGUGUACUUGGUGCUAUUGUUUAUAAUCUCCAGGUGGCUCUAGAUUAUUAGGCUACAUGUUGACUUGAGGGGACUAUGUCAGUUCUACACUGUUUUGUGUAUUGCUGGUAUUGAUCUUUGGGCUCAGUCAGGUAUCCCCAUGCAGUGGGAUCUGUGUUGGGUUGUCUUGGAUAUCCUUUGAGAGUUGUGAAUUGCUAGACCUAGUCUUAUUUAGAAGAUGUUGACACAAGAUGAACUGAAGAGUUUCCAUCUUGGGGCCCUUUUACAAGCCGAUGUAACCCAGGGACCGGGGCUAUGUAACUACUGGAGGAUCUCCUAUUGUUAUUAACCCUAGAGAAAACACAGCCCAGUGGCAAGGGGGAUGAUGUGCUGUGUGAGUCACAUUACAAUAAACUGAGGAGGUAGCCAUGUGUGUAGGGAUUCGAGUCACAUGGACAUGUGUGAGUGUAUGUAUGAGUGUGAUGAUGUGAGUACCGGGUAUGUGAUCAGCUGCAGUGUGUCUGUGUCCCUGCAGAGCUGGAAGGCAACGAGAGGUGGCUGCAGACUCUACUUCACGGAUUACGUAGGUUCACACCCCGCCCCACCCCACCCUGCUCUAUCCCUAACUCAUACCCCUUCGACCAACACACGCCUAGCUAAAUUCACUUCCUUAGCGGUUUUUGACUGUGUGUGUACACUAAACACUAGCAAUGGGUUUGGCAUUGUGUUUGUUCUCUAAACACAAGGGAUGGCUGUGUGGAGCAGCGUUGAUGUGUGGCUGGCUGCGCUCCUUGCUAUGAUGAUGAGAAGGAGCAUAACAAGCUAGUGCUGGCCAAGGGAUGGCUCUCGGCUUCCAGAAGGUGUUAGCAACUAGCCAAUCCUGGCCCUUACCGAGUGUGUGUUUGUGUGUCCCGUCUUACAGAUAAAUCCCGGGCCUUCUCUCCUCACGGGGACCCCAAGAAGCAGGCGGUGGGGCCAGAGGACCUGAGGGCCACUACCCUGGGCCGGCCUGUCAUGUCCCCCUACCCAAUGUCCCCUCGAGACAUGGCCAAGCUCAGCCACGACCAGCACCUGCUUCACUAUAACUCCUGUGAGUCCCACUACAACCCCUCUCUAACCCCCAGGGCUCCCCUAUCAUACUUUUUGAAUUUAUUGUCUUCAGGGCACCAUUGAAAAUGAAACCCUGGUCUCAAUGGGCUACCCUGAUUUUAAAUAAAAGUAAUAAUAUUGUUAUAAUAUUAAAAUAUUAUUCCCUUGAGUCAAACUCUCAUCCCUGCUAUUUCCCCAUCAUCAGGCCCAUCAUCCCCUGUAGUUCAUGUCAGCUCCCAUUUCACUGUUAUGCCUCCUUGCUUUGUGCUAUCCUUAGCCAACCCUCUCUUACUCUCCUUUCCUAUCCUGCCCUGUCUAGAUGUGUAUCCAUAUAAAAUAAUCUGUCUCUCUGUGAUCUCAGCUUUCCAGCAGGUUGGCCACUCUGGGCCCCCUGGUCUGCAGCAGGAUGGCGCCAGGUUGGCAGCAGUGCGCCCCCUCCACAUGCCAGAGCCACCCCCUCUCAUCUCCUCCAACAAGCCAGGGGGGUCUAUCACACAGGUACAAUACACUAACGUUACUCCAGAGAACCAUGGCACCCAUUAGAAGUUAUUGGGAAAGUGAAUUGAGUGUUGCCAUGCACCAUGCUCACUGUUGUUGUUGUGUGGUUCGCAGGGCACCCCAGUGCAGCUGCAUAGCCCGGCUCAUGGGAUGGACCACGGGAAGAUGCCCCCUGCACAGAUGGGUUUGUCCUGGAUGGAUCAGAGGAAAGUGGGUGAGUCCAAGUGUCUGGAGUGGGUGCAGCAUUCCCAGCCUUGGUUUGCUGGUGAGUUGCCCUCUUCUUGUCCUAACCUUCCAUUCUCAGUGUGGGUGUCCUGGGCGUUCUGCACUGACACUCUCUCUCCUCUCUGCUCUUGUCUCACGCUGUCCCUCUCUGACUCGCACACACCAGGUCCCUACCCUGUAGUGAAGCAGGAGCAGCUGUCCCCGCGGUGCUCGUCCUCCCAGGCAGAGAACCUGUCCACGCAGGGGGCGCCCCACGACACCAACGCUGGACGUGGUGAGUUCACAGCUAGAUACACUACACACCCCUCUGUUGGUACACUGUUCUCUGCUUAUACUGAUUCUCUUCUCUGUUAUUGGUGCAUAAACAGACCUCCAUGACAGUGUAAAGCCCUGACUCUGUUCUCCUGGAUGUGUUGAAUUUGCAGGGUCCAUGCCAGCGGUGCAGGGGGGCAGCAUCACCAAGGGCAUCCCAGGGACCAGAGUGCACCAGGACUCCCCCAUCUCCUACCGAGGAGGCUCCAUCACCCAGGUAAGAGCAACACACUGACCUCAACACUACAAUGUGCUUCUGCUAACUGGGCGUACUUAUUAUUAUGACUUUAUCAGCUUUGACCUAAAAGUCUCACUGGACUGUUUAUUGUACGUCUCCAAAUUAAACAAGGACAACGACACAGGCGUGUUGAGAGGUCAUGAGCCCAGGCUGGAAAGUUAGUCAAGCUCAGGCAGGGUAAAGGCUGGGGCUGGGGCAACCGGCAGGCAGGAUCUCCCUGCUGAUCCUGACUGGUGUGGCAUAACUGUGGCUCUGACUGCUCCCUGUCGCCCUAGCAACAGGUACACACUGUACCACGUCUGUUCCCUACUUGAUUUAUCUGUUUACUCUCUCCACUCACUAAGCCCCGUCACUGAUACGCACAGACCUCAGCCUGAUGUAAUAUCUCCCUCAGCCAACUGGCCUGGAAAUGGGAUGAGAUUAUAUAUGCCCAGAUAGAUAACUGAGGGAAAGGUGAGAGGUCGUACAUAAUCAGAGUGUGUGGGGAUGUCACACGGCUCCUUCUUUGUUUGUCUAGCAGACAGCUAGGCAGAGCGAAAGCCUAUCUGUCAAUGAGGUGUGUGUGUGUGUACAGAUAAGCUUUGUGGCAUCGGGUGCGUAAGUCUCUCGCAUCUCCCUUGAUGACAUUGGAUGCUGAGGGUAGAUUAGGGAGGGUAGAUAAGGGAGAUAGGAAGGGUGUUUGUGUGUGUCAAGGCCACUCGAUCCUGUAAGACGAGCCCCCCUAACCCCCCCCCCUCCCCCCCACACCCCUACACUUAUUGUCUGGCCCCUGACCGUCACUAUUCCCGUCAUUUAGCGGAGCGACUUACAGUUAGUGCAUUCAUUUUAAGGUAGCUUGGAGGGACACCUGGUGUUAGCACUGCAGAGUGUGUGUGGGGGUUAUUGUCUGAGACACACAUUUUAUUCUUAUGUGACUACGCUUCCGCUGGGAUAGUAGUGAGCAAUUCAAUUUGUUUAGUGUGUGGGCUUUGUUGCAACAGCAGUAGGGACAUAGAGCUCUGUGGUGGUUGAAUCAUAACUAACAUUUUCACACAAUUCUCCGAUUGGCACCAGUGCGCGAUGUAUGAUCUUAAUCAUCAGAGCUGUCACAAUAAAAAAGAACAUUCAGGACAAAUAUGCAUCUUACAACAACAAGCAAUUAAAUGGUUAAACUGAUAUCUGCUGUAUCUUGUGGGAUGAUUGACUGUUGUGUCCCUCCCUCCACAGGGCACCCCGGCAGACGUGCUGUACAAGGGGACCAUAACCCGUCUGAUCACGGAGGACAGCCCCAGCAGGGCAGAGAGGGAGCGGGACGAGGCCCUGUCCAAAGGACAUGUGGUCUAUGAGGGCAUCAGCGGACACAUCCUCACCUAUGACCGUCAGUACUCUAUCCUUCUAGAAACACUGCUAUUUCACUUACAUAACAACAGGAACAGAGGCAUCGCUUUUAGUCUUGAAGAGUUAAAGCCACCUCUCAAUGCCCUCUGAUCCUUGGAAUUUCUCUGUGGAAUUUCCUUGUUCCUCUGUUGACUGUUGUUUGUGGCGUGUUCUCCUCAGGCCUACCCUCUCAGAACCCUAAAGAGGACGGCCGGGGCCAGCCUGGGGAGAUCUUGGGGUUGAAGCGCCCCUAUGAUGUCAUGGAGGGAGGGAUCUCCAGAGGGCUGCCCACAAGGGACUCUCUGUCUGCAGCCAACUGUGAGGGUAAGUUGAGGAGUCCACUACCCUCUUAACAGCUCUAGUAUGUACUUUACAUAGACUAGAGUACUACAAUGACGUAACAAAUGCUACUCUUUCUUCACUCCCGUACAUACUUCAGGUCUGAUAGGAAGAGCCAUGCCCCAUGAGAGAGACAGCCCACACCCGACCCACCACAUCCGUGGUUCCAUUUCACAGGGUAAGCAAAUGGACACUCUCUUUUAUUCCAUAUACUGCAUCAGGGUAUGGUCACCUCGCCUAGUUGUACAAUCGCUCAAGAGAAGUUCAGUGUCAAUAAAGUUCCAGUGUGACUUCAAAUUUUAACUCCUGUGUGUUUGUGUUCUACCCCUCCUCCUCUCCCCCCCAGGUAUCCCCCGUCACCUGGACCCCCAGGAUGGCUACAUGAGGCGGGAGGCCAAGCAGAUGAAGAGAGAGGGCUCCCCGCCCCGAGGGCCUGGCCAGAUGGCUGACCCCAUGAAGGGCCGAGAGGUGCCCACCGUGAAGGAGGGGGGCCGAUCCAUCCACCUCAUCCCCAGAGAGGAGCUCCGACAGAUGCCCGAAGGCAUGAUGAUGGCCAAGGCUGGCAAAGAGGGCAUCAUAGCACAGGUGAGUGGAAUGCCACACUGUAGAUGCGCUGUGUGUCAGUGCACAUUCCCUCAGAGAAAUAAAAGCAAGAAAAGUCACUGUUGGUAGAGAUAUUCAGUGUUUCCUUUUUUCAGGGCACUCCUAUGAAGCAGGAGCAGGGUGGCUCAAGGAAGGGGCAUGACGUUCGCUCCAUCAUCGCCAGCUCCCCGCGCUCCCACUAUGGCAUGCCCCCUCACCUGGAGAUGCGGGGGCCUGAGCAGCGGGUCCGCUACGACGAAGGUCCAAAGGGCCGUCCCAGCGCUGUGGUCAGCACGGCCAGCUCCAUGGCCCGCUCCUCGCCCCUGGCCAUGGGGGGUGAACAGGGUGGCAAGGCCCACCACAGCCCUGUGGGCUACGAGGAACACAAGGGCGGCAUGAGGGCUCCCUACCCUGGGCCUUCUCACAGAGGAUCCCCACUGUCCAGAGAGUCAGGCCAGCGGCAGCAUGAAGGUAUGUCACAUACUGACACCUGAAUGUACACUGUCAUAGAACCUGUCUGAUUGUGAUGCAUUGAUUGUUUUUCGCCCUGGGUUGAAAUGAUCUCCCCUAGUGUGAAAAUACCUAAUGUGAAGCCCACAGUGUGUGUGUUCUAAAGCAUCCUUCUCUCUCCCAUCUCUCCUCUCUGUGUGGUCCAGGCUCCAAUAAGAACCAGCCUCAGGAGCGGAAGUCCACACCCACCCCUAGGGAGAUGAGCUCCGGCAAGUCACCCCUGCCGUGCGUUGCCGAGCAGCAGGCCCAACAACAGGCCCAACAACAGGCGUCCCUGGCGUCGUACGAGCGUCUGCUGCAGGGUCUAGGGGCCGACGUGUACCGAGGUCAGAUCCCCCUGGCCUUUGACCCUGCUGCCCUGCGUCAGGGGAUCCCCAUCGACCCAGGUACAUAGUAGACGACUGGACCAUUCUCGUGUCCACUGUACAGUUCAAUACAUAGGAGCUCCUUCAAUAACUCUUUCUGUCUGUUGGAAGGGUGUGGUUGUUGGAAGGGUGUGGUUGGGGGAAGGGUGUGGUUGUUGGAAGGGUGUGAUUGGGGGAAGGGUGUGGUUGGGGGAAGGGUGUGGUUGGGGGAAGGGUGUGGUUGGGGGAAGGGUUGUGGUUGGGGGAAGGAUGUGGUUAGGGGAAGGGUGUAUGUGACUAUAUGAUGGCUUUAUAUGAUCUCUUUGUCUUCCUCCCCAUUUAGCGGCCUACUACCUGCCUCGCCACCUGGCCCCUAACCCUGGCUACCCUCACCCCUACCCCUACCUGAUCCGGGGCUUCCCCGACACGGCGGCCCUUGAGAACCGCCAGACGCUGCUCAACGACUACAUCACCUCCCAGCAGAUGCACCAGUGGCCUGCAGCCGCCGCCAUGGCUGCCCAGCGCUCAGACCUGCUGAGGGGGCUCUCGCCACGGGACCAGCCCCUCCAACUGCCCUACUCUGCUGCCCCACGUGGUGAGCCUCACUCUGGUCAUAGUGCAAACACACACACACACACACACACACACACACACACACAAACACACACAAAAAGUAGCCUAGCUGGACCAGCUGUAGCGCAGUCUGUAGUUUUGACUAGUGUUUUUGUUCCUUCUUGUCCCCAGGGAUCAUCGAUCUGUCUCAGGUGCCACACUUACCUGUCCUGGUCCCUCCCUCUGCAGGGUCUUCCGGCUCCCCAAUGGACCGCAUCACCUACAUCCCUGGGGGCCAAGGAGCCUUCACCAGCCAGCCCUACACCACCUCUCCCAUCUCACCAGGUACUGGACUGGACUCUACACACCAGCCAGCGUUCUGUGUUUAUGGGUUGCUGUGUGACGGACUCAUCUGUGUUUUGUUUGUCUCUCUCCUAUGCUGUGUAGUUGGGCCCCAACACAUGAGCAAGCAGCACGGCACGCUGUCGUCUGCUGACCGCGAGCGAGAAAGAGACCGGGAGAGAGACCGCGAGAGGGACAGGGAACAGGAGAGAGAGAGGGAUCGCGAGAGACAGCGGGAUAGAGAGAGAGAGCGGGAGAGAGAGCGGGACAGGGACAGAGAGAAGGGUAUCUCUCACGGCAACGUGGAACAUGCCCCCAUCUGGAGACCAGGUGUGUACAGAUAUAGACACACUCACUGCCUGUCUGUUUUUCUGCUAUUACGUUAUUAAGCUAUUAUGUUAGAUAGUAGAGCAUUUACUGCACAUUGUCUGUGUUGGAUGUCUAUGCUGUUGUUCUAUGAGAUGAAAGAUGAUAUGAGCUAUGUGCAGUGUGUAAUGUAUUAUAUCUGUUUCCUCCCUCAGGCACAGAGCACAGCUCAGGCGGUAGUGUCAGGCCCUCCUCCCACUCCGGCUAUGGCCACCAGCACUCCCCGGUGUCCCCUCGCACCCAGGACAGUGUCCAGCAGAGGCCCAGUGUCCUGCACAACACUGGGGGCAAGAGUCUGCCUGUCAGCGACCACAACAACCCCUCUGUGCUAAGGUAACCUGCACAGUGACAUGCAUGGUUGGAUAAAUGGCUAAGUAUCUCCGACUGCAUGUGCCUUGGUUCACUUCUUCUUCUGUGGUUCUUCUAAAUAUGAUGUGCAGACUGUAGUGAGGGUUCAUCUGUGGUUGGCUUGUUUACUGACUGUUUUAGUGAUUUUGUUUUCCUCUCACAGGUCCAUGCCAGGCUCAAAUCGCUACUCAGGCUACGGCCACCUCCAGAGGACCGGGGUGCCACCUGAGGGCUACCCACCAAGCAUGGACUCCAAGGAAAUGUCCCGGGAUGGGGGCAAGAGUAGGGGAGGCCUUCCCAAACACACCCAAGACCAACAUGGGCCGUCUAUAUCCUCCAGCAAAUCUGACCCCAAGCUGGCCAGCCCUAACCAAGGGGGUUACCCCGGCCCCUACCCCCAGGCCUCUGCAGCCUCUCACCACUCAGGGCGACCCCCUCACCUGCUGCCCCCCCAGUCAGAUAACCCUGCUGGCCGCGGAGAAAGUGGCACGCCUAGUAGGGAAAAGACUCAAAACAAACCGAUGUCCGUUCAGGAACAAGAGCUCCGAGCACUCGGUAAGACCACCAUGACUGCGGCCAACUUCAUAAACGCGAUUAUCAUGCGUCAAAUUUCUUGUGAAACGGGAAUGCCAGAGACGGGCUCGCUCGUGGCCAACAGCGCCUGUGAUGGUAAGACGCUCUGGAUCCCAGGGUCCCCUCAUCACCCAGACCCUCACCCCGUCCGUCUGUGGCCUAUUGCACGCUGUGGUGGUUGGGCAUUAUCAAAUCAGUCCAAAUUAUUUUGACAUUAUGUUUUUUUUGUUUUUACGCUAUACUAUUUUUGCAUUUUUUUUUGUGUAAUGUAGAGAACUAUAUAUAUAUAUAUAUAUAUAUAUAAAAUAUCCAAACGUGACCAUCUAAUUAUUAUUUAACACGUUUUGACAUUGAGAAGAAGUCGAAACUGGAGCUGACUUGGACCGAAUAUUAAAUCAAAUUACCCAGCUCAUUUUUAUUAUUAAAUGACUAUGUAUUUUUAUUAUAUGACUAUGUAUUGACCAUUAUUAUGGUACAAAUACACAACCCAAUUGGUAUUUCCUGGAAGAGAAAGAUCCUAGGUGCCCUUUUAAGGUAUCAUUCAUAGAUGGCUCAGUGGUUGGAAAAUUUAAGCGUAACAUUCAUUGCUGCUUAUUUUAAUUUCCUUUUUAUUGAGGAUGUGGCUGUCUUUACCAUGUGUCACCCCUCCCCCCUCAUAUUGCAGACUUAGUUCACCGGUAGUAUUCGAGAGUUCCAUAUUAGAAACUAAAUCAAGUAGCGUCGUUAUAAAUCUAUCGAUGUAAUGUUGGUAGAAUGCUUAUGAGGAUUAUAGUAAUUCGGUAAGUAUUUGAUUAAUAGUUAGUAAUGACACCUUCCUUACAGAUACUCACCUCCCAAAACCUAAAAUGUGCAAGAAAUAAGGCAAGAUAUUGCUAGCUAAAUUACCUAAAUGAUAAAAGAGAAAGCUUAGGUUGUGUGUGUGACAGUCGGUCUCUAUCAAUAUAAACCAGUGUGUCAUGUAGUAGGAAACGGCCAGGCGAACCUGCCAGGGUGCAUCACGAGCCUAAAGCCACACCAGCCACCAUACACACAAACAACCUCCCUGGGAAUCCAGACAGGUGGAGGUGGGGGGCAGGGAGAGGGCGUAACGGGUGGUGGAGAGACCCAUAAAAAGAUCCAGGGGGAGGCGGGUGCUGUAGCUUCUGGCCCCCAAAUCUCUGCAUGUCCUUAUUACGCCUCACUGUAAUUUAUGCUGAUUUUUCCACAUGCAAACCGUCUCAAUGCAUACCUCUCAACAAAACCUCUGAGACUUUUCCAUCAUUAGAAAUGUGCUAUUGUUUUCUUGUUUUUCCACUUGUAAAGCUAUGUGCCUCAUCAAUAUUUAUGACAUGCCUAUAGGGCAAGUGUGUGCAUGCCAAGUGUGGUAUAACAUACUGUGAGAGAGAUGUGUGUGUGUGUAUAUAUACAGUACCAGUCAAAAGUUUGGACACACAUACUCAUUCAAGGGUUUUUCUUUAUUUUUACUAUUUUCUACAUUGUAGAAUAAUAGUGAAGACAUCAAAACUAUGAAAUAUCAUGUAGUAACCAAAAAAGUGUUAAACAAAUCAAAGGAUAUUUUAUAUUUGAGAUUCUUCAAAUAGCCACCCUUUGCCUUGAUGACAGCUUUGCACACUCUAGGCAUUCUCUCAACCAGCUUCACCUGGAAUGAUUUUCCAACAGUCUUGAAGGAGUUCCCACAUAUGCUGAGCACUUUUUGGCUGCUUUUUCUUCACUCUGCGGUCCGACUCAUCCCAAACCAUCUCAAUUGGGUUGAGGUCGAGGGAUUGUGGAGGCCAGGUCAUCUGAUGCAGCAUUCCAUCACUUUUAAGAAGGCACACCUGUAAUUUAAAUGCAUUCCAGGUGACUACCUCAUGAAGCUGGUUGAGAGAAUGCCAAGAGUGUGCAAAGCUGUCAUCAAGGCAAAGGGUGGCUAUUUUGGUUACUACAUGAUUCCAUGUGUUAUUUCAUAGUUUUGAUGUUUUCACUAUUAUUCUACAAUGUAAAAAAUAGUACAAAUAAGGAAAAACCCUUGAAUGAGUAAGUGUGUCCAAACUUUUGACUGAUAGUGUAUAUACACACACACACACACACACACACACAUACACACACACAUACAUGAUAUAUAUAUAUAUAUAAUUUUAUGUCACCGCAAAGCUUGUCAGUGAUUUGUGCAUCUCUCCUUUGAGGAGAGUGCAGUAUAUAAAUAAGUCCGUAGUGUUCUGAAGUAGCUUGUCACAUCCAACACACUACACUGGCUGACAACACUUUGUAGAGACAGAGGAUUUCUGUAGCAGGAAACAACCGUUGAGCUCUUAUGCAUAGCAGAUGUCACUUAUGCAAUGUUUAUCGAGCACACCGUCUGCUGUGCACAUAAUGGACAAAAAAAAAAAAAAAAAAUGUUUGUUUAUUCUAUAAUUUUACAACAAGCUCUCGUCAGUUUUUCAACUUUAGAAACAGAGAAUACUAGUACACUGUAGUUCUAGACUGCCUGUAAGCUGCCUCGAUUCAAACUGACCCAAGCAACUGAAUUUUCGCCUUCUUUGUCCCCUCCUCUGUGUGUACAUGGUGGUGCUGCAUAAUGUGUGUGUGUGCUUUUGUGGGCACCACCGUGUGUGUGUGUGUGUGUGUGUGUGUUGGGCUGUUUCCUGACCCCUCAGUUCAACAGAAGAUGAUGCCCAUGGAGCAGCACGUUCUGUACCGGCCUCCCUCUGAGGAGAGGCUGUCCCCGGGCCAGCAGCCCCAGUCCCCCCUGGUCAAAGGCAGCCAGAGGGUGGUCACCCUGGCCCAGCACAUCAGUGUAAGCCCCCACACAACUACAGGAAUAUAUUUGACUAUAUUAUAUCAGUGUUGCAUUUACCAUCUUAAAGAUGAUUUCACGUACAGUUCUUCUCAAAGUCUGUAGGAAUGAGAAGCAGAUAACAUGUGUCUGUGAUGUGUGUGGGGAACAGGAGGUGAUCACCAAGGACUACACCCGGCAGAGCCAGCAGGCCCAGCAGCAGGUCCCUAUGCAGCAGUCCUACCACAACAACUCUGUCCUGGACCUGACCCGGCCCCCCAGCGCCCCCCAGGCCCCACCUGCCUCCCAGGAGCCCAGCCAGGGGCCUCGCUACACUCCAGAGGGAGCCGGAGGGGAUCGUCCCCGAGACAGGUAAGGCCCAGAUUUUCUACUGUAUACAGUACAACUCUGUAUCUUCCUAUGGGUGUCGCAUUCUAUGUACUACGUUUCAUCCCAUGUGGAAAUGCAGAUACCGAAUAUUACUGACAUGAAUUGAUAUUGAAUAUUGUUUAGAUGACAGUGGCUCAUUAGUGUGUGUGUGUGUUCCCAGGUCCCCUCCUCAGCCCAAGGUGUCACCUGUCAAUAUGUCUACAGACGGCAUUGAGCCCGUGUCCCCUGCAGGAGCCAUGUCUGAACCAGAGACACAAGGGGCCUCCUACCCCAACGAGCAGGGGUAAGGUCUCACCCUACCUCCCAUCCUUCCUCACACAGCUAGAAAUCAUUGUUACCACAUUCUCUGGACUACUCUUGGUAAAAAAGGGAGGGUAAUAGCCGUAGUGUAUGAAGCAGUAGGACAGUAGUUGUCCGGACGCUAACUAGAUGUGGUCGUCUCCCCACAGCAUGGGCUCUCGCUCCCCUCCCAGCACCUCCCAGCCCCCAGCCUUCUUCAGCAAGCUCACUGAGAGCACCUCGGCCAUCGUCAAGUCCAAGAAACAGGAGAUGAUCAAGAAGAUGACCGUGGUCGGCAGUGACGCCGACUUCAGUGAGUCCCACCACAACAGUGACCACAUACAGCAAUGGUACUGUAGAUACUGUAGUCAUUGACAAAGAGACUAUGCUCUAAAAAUACUCUGUUUCCACAUCCAGAUCCUGGUCAGCCAGGAACAGAGAUUUUCAACAUGCCUGCCUCUACCACUGCAGGUAAGAUACAGGAUUUCAAGGAAUUGUCGUGGGAUAUUAGUGGUUUGAGGGGGAUUAUUGUUACUCUCAACCAAAAUGUUGUUGUAUAACGUGCUUAGAGUAGUAAUUUUUCUGCUUGGUAGACUGUUAGCUAGAUAUGCUGUAAUGUGACUCUGUUGUGGUAUAGAUCAGUAUUGUACAGUAGAGAGGUUCUCCUCCAGUUUGUAUACAUACGACCACGUUCCCCUGAUGAGCCCCUAGCUGACACAACUAGGCUUUUGGCUGCGGCUACAGAGCAUGUGCAUCAGCUAGGCUACUCACAGGAGACUGGAGAGAGCAGUAGCUACAUCCUGGAUGUUAUUUAGAGUACAUCACCCCCACCUCGCCCUCCUGUGGCUAUCCUCUGGAGACUCCUAACCUACAUAAUGCCCACUGACAGACUGAAACCUGCGUCAGCGCAAACCAACAUGUCUCUCUCUGAGGAUGUGCUGACUGGUUUAUUCUUCCCCUCUCUGCUGUUCCACUCUCUUUCUCUCGUCCCCACCUUCCUUUUCUCUCCCUCACUCCUCAUUCUCAUGUUGGCCCUUUUCCAUUUAUCUUCUAUUUUACAAUUUCCUCUAUUUAUCUAUGUUUCUCUGUCGCGCUCUCUCCCACUACUCACUCAAUGCCCUCUAACUUCCCCUUGCCACCUCUUGCCUCUCAGGACCUGUGAGUAUACGCAGCCACCCGGCUCCUGAGGUGUCCGGUAACACCAUAGGCCUGGAGGCCAUUAUCAGAAAGGCCCUGAUGGGCAAGUAUGAUGACCAGGCCGAGGAGCGCCCUCCCUCCUCCAAUGCUAUUAACCCCAUGGUUGCCAGUGUGCCUGCCGCUAUGCUCCCCGCUGAUGGACGGACGGAGGACUCUUACUCACUGCAAGGUGUGAUAUUACCUCAUAAAUCUCCCUCUGUCAUAAGCCUCCACUCCGAGUCACAGGGCAGGGCUGUUGUUUGGAUUGUAUGUACUGGUGUUCAGAAGGCUCAGUAUUUCCAUUUAUGAAACAGUAAUGUGUAACAAAUCAAGUCAAUUAUUAAUUCAUUAAGCUUUGCUAGACUGGUUUCUCUCAAUUGAUGUAUGGUAGAUAAAUGUGAAUAGAACUGGCCACUAAACCACAGGGCUGUGCUGUGUUCCCUCUCUCUGCUUGCAGGUGGGGGGAAGCCAAAGGGCAGCGGGCGUUCUAACGGGCGGAAGGCCAAAUCCCCCGGGCCGGGCCUGUCAGUGGGGGAGAGGCCCUCCUCUGUGUCCUCUGUCCACUCUGAGGGGGAUACCAACCGCCGCACGCCCGUCACCAACCGUGUCUGGGAGGACCCGCCCUCCUCCACAGGUACUGCUGCCUCUCCCCCCCCCCCUCACUGCACCUCUCACCUCUAUCAUCAUCUCAUCUCUCACUGCUCAUAUUCAACUGUAUCAAAGACAAGAAACCCAUCACCUUUAAACCCUGUGAACUGCAUUCUGCUGCCUAUGGCGUCAUGGUGGGUACUCAAGGAUUUAUUGUUGCUCUUCUUCCUCCUGCAGGCCCCACAACCUUCCCAUGUAACCCCCUGACCAUGCGUUUCCCCAGUGGCAUGCCGGUGUCGAACUCCUCCCCCACCCCCUCAGGCCAGUUAGGGGCUCAGGGGCAGGGACGGUCCUGGGAGGAGGAGCCUAAGCCCCUGCUGUGUUCUCAGUAUGAGACCCUGUCUGACAGUGAG